AUGUGUACAAUAUUUUUUAUACUAAUAAUAUUUAUUAAUUUUAUUUCUUCAUUUAUUACACAAUAUGAUCCAAAUGAAGCAGAUCUUUUGGGAAGAUUUUCAUCAGCAGUAUCAAGUAAAUAUUAUUAUGAUUGUAUGAUAAAUGAUGAAAUAUUAAAAAAUAAUACUGAAUUAAUUUAUUCAUAUAAUGAACAUAACUCAAAAUUAAAUGGUGAUUUUUUAGCUGGUAUUAUAAAACUUAAAAAUGAUCCUGAAAGUAUUGUUAUUGUACAUAAAUCAACUUCAUCAAUACAACAAUUAAUUUCUCAAGUUUAUCUUUAUCCUAUGGAAGCAUUAAAUAUAACAUAUAAUGUAAUAUCAACAGAACUUAAAAAAUUAUUAAAUAAUGGUAAUUAUAAAAAUGUAAUUUUUACUGGUCAUUCACUUGGUGGUGGUUUAGCAAUUCUUGAUUAA
Strongyloides ratti is the source of this 453-nucleotide messenger RNA. Its product is annotated as Lipase, class 3 family-containing protein. Bases 1 to 453 code for a protein of 150 amino acids. The record is from RefSeq and is a predicted model, not a curated record. The transcript has 2 exons. Lineage: Eukaryota; Metazoa; Nematoda; Chromadorea; Rhabditida; Strongyloididae. Gene Ontology annotation, biological process: lipid metabolic process.